This is a messenger RNA of Diabrotica balteata, 1590 nucleotides long. The record is from the annotation of a GenBank genome assembly. NCBI's taxonomy places the organism in Eukaryota, Metazoa, Arthropoda, Insecta, Coleoptera, Chrysomelidae.
AUGGACUCGAAAAUGACUGCUAUCUUUAGUUUAGUGUUAGUAUUUUGUAGUGUAAGUUAUGUGAGUCCGUUGAAGGUUUUGGGGCUGUUUCCCUACGGAGCACCUAGUCAUUACUUUUUAGGAAACGAGCUCCUUAAAGGUAUCGCAGAAGCUGGCCACGAUGUGACUAUUAUAACAGUUUACGAAGAAAAAAAUCCUCCCAAGAAAGGAACAUAUCGGCAGCUUGUUUUAAAGGAAGUGUUAAAUAUGCAAUACGAAUUGUUCGCAAACAUGUCAAACCUCAAUGAUGAAGACUCGUACGCAUCGAAAAGUCCUUUUGGUAUGCUCAGCAUUUUCAAUAUGGUUGGUUUGACUGUAACAGAAGCAACUUUAUCCCAUCCUACAGUGCAAGCAUUAAUAAAGUCAGGCGAAAAGUUUGAUGUUAUGAUACUAACACAAUAUGCAGUAGAAGCAACAAAAGCGCUAGCUGCACAUUUUGGCGCUCAUUUAAUCCUAUAUAAUGAUAAUGCUGCAACGUGCUGGGUAAACCACUUUGUAGGAAACUCAGGUUUACCUUCGUUGAAUCCUGAAUUAAUAUUUGAUUAUCCACAAUUGAUGAACUUUAAGCAGAGAUUAACUAAUACUUUGUACACGAUAGCAACUUAUAUAAACCAUAAUUUUGUACAAUAUCCAGCUCAUGCUCAGUUAAUAAAGAAAUACGUAUCAAAGGACAUGGACUUGACCAAAAUUCAAUAUGACGUCGCAUUGGUACUAUCUAAUUCGCACCCUAGUUUAAACAAUCCAGCACCAUCAGUUCCAUGCAUGAAAGAAAUAGCAGGGUACCACGUCAAGGAACCCAAACCAUUGCCUGCCGAUCUUAAAAAGUAUUUGGAUGAAUCUAAAAACGGAGUGAUUUAUUUCAGUAUGGGUUCCAAUAUUUACAGUAACAGCUUCCCAAAAGAAAAACGGGAGAGCAUUAUGAAAGCCUUCUCUAAAAGAAAAGAAAACAUUUUGUGGAAAUUUGAAGAUACAGAGUUGCCAGGAAAACCUAAUAAUGUGAGGAUUGAAAAGUGGCUGCCGCAAUCAGAUUUAUUAGCUCAUCCAAAUGUUAAACUAUUUAUUACUCACGGAGGAUUCCUGAGCACUAUCGAAACUCUUUACCACGGAAUACCAACUGUAUCAGUACCUGUUGUUAACGAUCAACAAACCAAUGCUAGACAAGCAGAAAAAAAUGGUUAUUCUAUUGUUGUCGACUAUAAUACACUUACAGAAGAACAACUUUCGGCAGCUAUAGAGAAAAUUCUUUCUGAUCCAAAAUAUCGGGAAAAUGCAAAAUCUCGCUCUAAAAUCUUCCACGACAGGCCAGUAAAACCUAUGGACGAAGCAGUUUUCUGGGUAGAAUACGUUGCAAGGCAUAAUGGUGCUAAACAUCUUAGAGUUGGAUAUGUGGAGUUAGCCUGGUACCAAUAUUACCUACUGGACGUGUUCGGACUUAUUUUUGGAGCUAUAUUUUUGGUUUUGUAUGUAAUAAAGAAGACACUUGGUUUCCUAUGCAGUUUAGUUUGUGGUGGAAAGCCUAAACCAGAAGAGAAGAAAGUUAAAAAGCCAUAA